AUGCCUGAGUUGUGUGUGGUGCUCUUGCCCGUGCUAGUGCAUAAUUCAUUCAUAACUCACUUUGCGUCUUUUGAAUUCUUCUUCUCUUCGCUCGAAACAGGUCUCUCCGUUAUUCAGAGCUGUGAUUACAUUUUCAUUUCCUAUCUAAUUAUUUCAGGUCAUUUGAUAAUUCCUUAUGUGCGUCUCUGCCCCGCCGAACAUAUCAACAAUGCUCUCAUCCCUCUCAUGCCUUACGUCCUCGACGCGCUUUAUCAGAAAGUGAAUAAGAGUUGGGCUGUCGUGAAGCUUGUCAACAAGGACGAGGUGAAUGGGCAGGAGGUAGUCAAUGAGAUUUUCGUUGAAGAGACUGUUCGCUUGCUCUCGACAAGUUUGGUCGAAAUUACUCGAACCCUGUUGUUAUUCACGGGAGCGCACCCGCGGCUUCCUGAAGGCAUGGAAACAGAGGAGGUGGAGGUAGUGGAAGGUGAAACUGAGCAGGAGGGCGAGAUAGGGGCGACGACAGCAACGUCAGGAUCCAUGGAGUUCGGUCCGGUUGCAAAGGCCUUCCUUGUCGAUUGGGGCACAAAUAGUAUCGGUAACCAUACUGAGAUGUUCGUUCGCAUCUCCUCGUGGUUGAUGGCGGCGACCACUUGGCCUGACAGCAAAGUUUGCACCAAGGCUGCCACCCUUCUGGUCAAGGUCAUUGACUAUACACUGAGCCGAGAUGGUCCAAGCGUACAUUUCAACUUACCUACUGAGCUUGCCUCCCAGCUGCUGAUUGGUGGGUUACGAGCUCUCCAAACCAAUGGGCAGUUUCUGUCAGACGUCGGACCUCCUCUCUUCAGUCUGAUUAGUCGCACUAUCGCAAUGAUUGAGGGUGGUUUUGAGGCCGUCACUGUCCACCUAGAGCCCAUUCUGCUCUCCGCGCUGAGUAGCUGUCAAGGCACUGCGUCGGACAAUCAGCACUCUGUAGAAAUUAGGAAGUAUACAGAGUUGAUGUUUAAUCGCAGUAAAUCGCCCUCGGAAAAGGUGCUUCGAGAGCGUUUGAGAAAUUUGCUGAAGCCUAUAAUCGGGAUUCCAUUGGCAGAACAACACAAUCAGGUUUUAUCAAUCACAGCGUUAGAACCACUAAGGAGACCCAGUUUGCGAUCAAGACAACGCCAACGGAAACGUGAAGGAGUUAGCGUGGAGACUCGCGUAGAGUUGGCUAUCCAGGCGUUGGCUGAUCUCUUUGAGGCGGACUGA
Messenger RNA from Hydatigera taeniaeformis, 1224 nucleotides. The record is from the annotation of a GenBank genome assembly. NCBI's taxonomy places the organism in Eukaryota, Metazoa, Platyhelminthes, Cestoda, Cyclophyllidea, Taeniidae.